Molecule: messenger RNA, 4105 nt
Organism: Maylandia zebra (zebra mbuna)
Lineage: Eukaryota; Metazoa; Chordata; Actinopteri; Cichliformes; Cichlidae
Gene: tmc6b
Product: transmembrane channel-like 6b
Cellular component (GO): plasma membrane
Molecular function (GO): mechanosensitive monoatomic ion channel activity
Source: RefSeq, a predicted model, not a curated record
GUCAAAUAAUCGAGAUCUCAAUUUCAGUGAAAAUAAUCGUGAUUAUCAUUUUUGCCAUAAUCGAGCAGCCCUACUGACUGGGAUACAAGGCAAGGAACCACAGCCCCACAGCAACUAGUUAGAGACAGGACAUGGUGCUGAAAUAUGUUAAAACUAAUACAUUUUGGUCAAAAUGGUUUUACAAUAAGCCAAAACCAAGAACCUUGUUAGAAAAUGUUUAAACUUUGUGUCAGUCUGGCACACAGUCAACGUAAUGCACGCAUUAACUUUUAUUAUUUAAUGCAUGGCUGCAUGAGUAAAUGGAAACGGAUAAAAUAUGAACAACAUGGUCACAUUCGUGAGUGUGAAUUGUCAUAUUUGUCUGACAUUUCUUUUUUACCAUCUAUGAAACAUUUUGCGUAUGAAAAGUUUCCCCAGACACAGACUGGUGCCCGACAUAUCCUCCUCUGUGUGUUUCAUAAUCGCUGUUGAACCUCUCUCCUGACCUCUGUACAUGUCUAAUUUGGAUUCAUUGCUCCAUAAGACAUGGUGUCGCUGACUUUCAUUUCAGUUCCUGUGUAAUCUGGCAUACCAUCCCCUGUUUCCUUUACUUAAGAACAGCUCAACAUCCUUCCAAUGAGAUCAUUUCUGAUGAAGCUUUGAACAGUAAAUGGUACAGUUAAAGAAGCAGAUGCAACAAUCAUGUCCCAUGGCAGGUCUUUUUUUGUUUGUUUGGGGGGGUUUUUUGUAAGUUCCUGGCACUUUUUUUGUCCUGUAAUUUCUAUGCAAAGUUUCUGGCUUGUAGCUCUUUGGGAAUCACUUUGUAGGUAAUUUUUGGCAUUUUUGAAAGACCUUCAGGAGAACUAUUACGCAAGACAACUUAAAAAAAACAAUAAGCAAACUUUGGCUCCUUGGAAGCAAAAAUGAGAGAUGACUUGAGACUUUUACACUGGACUGUGUAUUGCGCUUUUUUGUUUGUUUGUUUGUUUGUUUGUUUUGCCCAAAUGUGAUAUAGAUGGUGCAGGAAGAGGCUUGCAGCCUCCCACUCCCACCGGGGCCACUGAUGACCAAGUCAGAAAGUGUUUUAUCUCCUGUGCGUCUCUCUGUCAGGAGCCCGGCAGAUGAGGAAGGUGUUCACGAUUCAUUUCAGCAGCUAAUUGCAGAACACAGUGACAAUGGAGCAGCAUCCAGUGCCUUGGAGCUGCAGCAGCUGCAGAGUGAUUUGGAUGAGGAGAGUCGAGACAAUAUGCCAUUGAGUGGCCCUGAACAUGAGCAUAGAAGGAGGCAGGGGGCAAGUGAUUUGGAAUGUGAUGGUGGUGAAAGAGAAAUGGACCCCAUCCAAGGUGAAGGCUGGUCCUCGGACACCUUGAAAAUCCUGUCCUCCAUGCCCAGUCGCACCAUUGGCCGCAACAGGGGAGCCAUCAUCUCUCAGUACUGCAACAAGACCUUGAAGCUUAGGAGACGCCGGCAGACCAGACCAUCCAUCCGGGACUUCUCUCCCUCCUCUAGACCGUCCAUACGAAGCUACGGCAUGGAGGGGGACACUACAGAUGCAGAAGUGAGUAAGAGGGAACGUCUGGUGAACAACCUGCAGAACCUGCCUGUGAGCGACCGGGUGAGGAUGCUUCGAGGAAUGCCUCUGAGUGUCGCUGAGAAGAAAGAAAUCAGGAAUUUAGUAAUGCAGAAAGAGAAACGGAUACUUUCCAACAAGAAGCUUUCCUGUUGCAGUCAACUUAAAUACUACAUCAUCAUUGCUGCAAGAAAGAGCUGGUACAGCUGGUUGUCCUUCCUGCACUCUCUCCAGCCGUGGCAAACGCUGCUCAAGAGAGUGAGCGGGCGUUUCGGGACUGGAGUCCUCUCGUACUUUCUCUUUCUCAAGACCCUAGUCUUUUUUAAUGUCUUCCUGUUCCUGGUUACGGGUGCGUUCCUGGUGCUGCCUCAGGCUGUGCAUCCUCCAUACCGGGAUACGACAUCAUUCUCUGGACUGGAGCUCCUCACUGGAGCAGGCUCUUUCUCACAUACCGUUAUGUACUAUGGAUACUACGCUAACUACACACUGCCUAGGCGCUCCAGGGAUGAAGGGGGAGGACAAAAUGCCUCCACAUUGACAAGUGACUCACAGCAGUUCUCUUACAACAUGCCUCUCGCAUACUUUUUCACCAUUGGAAUGGCAUUUUUCAUCACAUGCAUCAUCCUUGUAUACAGCAUGUCGAAAACAUUUGGUCGGAGCUUCAGAAUCAACAAAUCUAAUAGUAUCUUGACUAUGAAGACCUUCAGCUGCUGGGAUUUUAAAGUCAUCAAGAAAAAGUCUGUUCAAAUCAUGUCUGAAAAUAUCGGCACACAGCUCAAGGAGCUGCUGGCAGAGCUGACUCAAAAGCAUACCAAGAGCACUUUCUGCAAAAGGUUCUGUAGGCUGAUGGUUCAUGGAGUGGCAUGGACAAUCUGCAUAGCAAGCACCACUGGCUGUAUGGCUGGCGUUUACUACUUCUCUGAGUUUAUCCACAAGGACCUGCAGCAAAACCAUCGUAAUCUUGACGUGAACCCUUUGAUGAAAGAGGCCAAAUUGUUGUCUCUGCCUACGGUGGUUUCUGUUAUUAACCUGCUGUUACCUGCCCUGUUCAACCUCGUCGGCUGGAUGGAGACCUACGAGUCACCUUCUGUUUUUGCAUAUGUCGCCAUUGGCCGGAAUUUGAUGUUGAAGAUGAGCAUGCUUGGAGUUCUCUGCUUCCACUGGCUGGGUCGGGUGGCUCCUGAAUACAAAAGCAUUGGCCUGACGUGCUGGGAGGAUUUUGUGGGUCAGGAGCUUUAUCGCUUCCUGCUCAUGGACUUCAUCUUCACUCUACUGGACACGCUGUUUGGCGAGUUACUUUGGAGGUUGUUUUCUGAAAAGGUGCUGAAAAGGAAGAGGAAACCAGUGUUUGAUAUCGCCAGGAACGUUCUGGAUCUCAUCUAUGGACAGACAUUAGCCUGGUUGGGAGUUCUCUUCAGUCCAGUCCUGCCUGUGGUGCAGAUUCUCAAACUAUUUCUGGUCUUCUACAUAAAGAUGAGCAGUGUGAUGUUGAACUGUCAGGCCCCCAGGAAGCCAUACAGAGCCAGCCAGAUGACCACCAUCUUCAUCACUCUCCUUUGCAUCCCCUCCCUCCUCGGCGCCUCCGUGUGUGUCACAUAUACCAUGUGGAGCAUCACACCGUCUACAUCGUGUGGUCCGUUUCGUACGCUUGACACAAUGUUUAAGGCGGGAAAACACUGGAUGGAAAUACUGGAAAAAGAUAAUCCCAGCCUGUCCGUGCUGUCCAAGGCUCACACAUAUUUUGUGGAAAACCCAUUUUUUCUGUUUGUGGGAGCAGGCAUCUUUCUGAUAGUGAUCUACUUCCAUAGUCAGGUGGUGGACGGUCAAAGGAAGAUCAUCAGUUUACUCCAGGAUCAGAUACAAAAUGAGGGAGAAGAUAAAAAGUUCUUGAUCAAUCGGCUGCAGUCUGUCCACAAGCAGAAACAAGAUGCUGGAAAACAUCUUAAAAGCCAAGACUCUACAUGUUGAGGCAGCUGAUUCUCCAGAAGACAAACCUCAGUCCACCAAGCACAGAAAUUUUAAACCUGUGUGGAUAAAACUGGAAUACUAACCAGGAACUCAAAAUCACUAUGCAGCAGUAGAUGUUUCAUUUUGCCAAACGCAGAUUGUUGAAGUGUGUGUUGUUAGAAGGAAAAGGGACUGUUUAUUUAUCUACGUGAAUGUUACUUGUGAUGUUGCUGGUUUACUUUAAAGAUGCACAGACUGAUAAAGAGUUUAAGAAAAGGCAGCGUCACAGUGGUGGGAUAUGAGAGGGAAAGAAGAGAACAGUCUGAGGAGCUCAACAAGCGGAUGAAACAGGUAAAUCUUUCUGUAAUAAUAAAAUGGGCAGCAUAACAAGAAAUCUUUAGCCCUUCCUUUUUUAGAAGCACUUUUAUAGCAAAUGUGAACAAAAGUUUAUUAUUACUGGAAAGAUAUUCUACCGUGUGUUAGUAUGUAUGCUGUAGCUGGAUUUAUUACUUGUUGGUGUGAGUGUGUUUAUGUUGUAAAUGAUUUUUUUUUUUCUUGGGUGAUAACUGCCACUGUUCUGUUUUGUAAGUAAAUUAUCUUUUUGUCAUA